AUGAAUUUAGUUUGGAUCCUCUCGUUUCUUGUAUUGGAUGUUGUUCAAGCCCAAACCGAUUAUUCACAAUAUGUGAAUGUUUUUACCGGAUCACAAAAUGGUGGCAAUGAUUUCCCUGGUGUUGCUCGACCUUGGGGGAUGGUCAAGCUUGGCCCGGAUCUUCUUGUCCAGGGUACUGACUCGUACUCUGGCUAUCUUCCCAAUGGUAAUUUUUCUGGCUUCAGUAUGAUGCAUGAGCACGGCACUGGAGGUGCACCAAAAUAUGGAACGGUUGCUCAAUUGCCUUUGGUGGGACAAAUCACCAACCCUUUGUCAAGUAUAACUGUCGGCAGAGCAGUUCCAGACCAAGGCUCUGUGGGCUAUUACAGGGCUCAGACAAGUGACAACAUUGUUGUCGAGCUUGCUGCUACUUCACAUGCUGGACUGUAUCAAUAUACCUUUCCCGCUGCAAGCACUGGAAACAACAUUUUGAUUGACGUCAGCCACGUGGUUCCGUCUUUCAGAGGCCAAGGUUUGAGUCAAGCAUACGACGGAGGUAGUUUCCAAAUAUUUCCAGACGGUCAUUAUGAGGCAUCUGGUGUGUACAACAAUGGAUGGAAUAGAUCUCCUGAUUGGACGAUAUAUUCAUGCGGAUACUUCAACGUAACAGCUUCUGCUUCAAGCGUCUACACAAAUACCGCUGCUAGUGGUAGCGUCAUUCAGCCCAAUAACACGGCUACUGCGGCCGAUUUGAACACUGCUGUUGGUGGACUCUAUACGUUCAAUACUACCGCUGUCGCAUCACGUGUCGGAAUUUCUUGGAUCUCCAAGGAGAAGGCAUGCCAGAAUGUCAACGAUGAGAUCCCAGAUGAUGCCACAUUCUCAACAGUUGUUGCAAACACUAAAUCCGUUUGGAACAAUGAAAUUCUAUCAAGAAUCACAACAACUUCCACCAACGCCACAAAUCUUGGAUUACUAUAUACCUCCAUGUAUUUUAUGAGUCUUCUUCCAACCAAUCAGACAGGAGAAAAUCCCGGAUGGACUUCCACGGAACCAUAUUACCAAGAUAUCUUCACUCUUUGGGAUUUAUUCCGAUGUGGCACGGCACUCUUUCACGUCCUCCAACCCAUCGCUUACGAGGAAUACAUUCGUUCUUUAAUUGACAUUUGGCGUCACGAUGGCUACAUGCCCGACGCCCGCUCAUCCAACUAUAACGGCCGAACCCAAGGUGGUUCCAACGCCGACAAUGUUCUCGCCGACGCCUAUGUGAAAGGGGUCCGAGGUCAAAUCAAUUGGGACGAUGGCUACGCAGCCAUGGUCACGGAUGCCGAAGUUCAACCUAACAACACCGUGCCACCCGACCCAAUGGCUCCCGAUUCUUCCACCAAGGAAGGGAGAGGUGCAUUGCCUGAUUGGAAACAAUACGGUUAUAUCACCCCGACAUAUAGUCGUGCCGGUUCUCGCGCCGUAGAUUACGCAUAUAAUGAUUUCUCACUCUAUCAAGUAGCCAAUGGACUGGAAAAUUCCGACGAUGCAGCUAAAUAUCUGGCUCGAUCGCGAAAUUGGAGGAAUCACUGGAACCAUAAUUUGACCUCUAUCGGAUACUCUGGUUUUGUGGUUCCUCGCACAGCAGCAGGUUCUUCGACGCCGUUCGUAGCCGUGGAUCCUUUAAAUAAUAAUGGAUAUUGGGGUGAUCCUUUCUACGAGGGAAGUUCGUGGCACUAUUCCUUUGGUGAUAUCCAUGAUAUGAAUACCAUUAUUGAGUAUAUGGGAGGCGAUGACACGUUUUAUGAGAGGUUGGAGACCAUGUUUACAGUUGGCGCCAAUCCGAAUAAUCCAGGCGGUAUCAUUUUUGAUGAUACGAAUGAAGUCACCUUCAACGUCCCCUACCUCUACAACUUCAUCAACAACCAAUCCCGCUCCACCUACCAAUCACGAAAAGUAGCCAAAGCCUACAACCUCUCACCCAGCGGUCUCCCCGGUAACUCCGACGCCGGCGCCAUGCAAACAUGGCUCAUAUGGAACAUACUGGGACUCUACCCCAUCACCGCGACCCCCAAUUUCCUGCUCACAUCCCCCUGGUUCGAAAGUACCACGAUUCAUUUAUCACCAGCCGCAUCUUCCUCCUAUGAGUAUGAGAGGAAAACACUCACGAUUACGAGUGUAGGCGGUGAUGGGAAUGGCGAUGCGGAUUUUUAUGUGCAGAGUUUGAGAGUGAAUGGGAGGGAUUGGGAUAAGAAUUGGGUGGAGUGGAGUGAUGUUUUUGAAAAAGGGGGAACGUUGGAGUUUGUGUUGGGGAGUGAGCCGAGUAAGUGGGAUGAGGGGGGUGAGAGGGUGCCAAGUCCGGCGACGGAGGGGGUGGAGAGUAGGAGUAGGAUGAGGUCUAGGGGGUCAAACUGGGAGAUAUGA
This is a messenger RNA of Sclerotinia borealis F-4128, 2388 nucleotides long. Lineage: Eukaryota; Fungi; Ascomycota; Leotiomycetes; Helotiales; Sclerotiniaceae. The record is from the annotation of a GenBank genome assembly.